Molecule: messenger RNA, 2414 nt
Organism: Tigriopus californicus
Lineage: Eukaryota; Metazoa; Arthropoda; Copepoda; Harpacticoida; Harpacticidae
Product: lipoma-preferred partner homolog
Exons: 2
Coding region: 823-2331 (502 amino acids)
Biological process (GO): cell-cell adhesion
Cellular component (GO): focal adhesion; stress fiber
Source: RefSeq, a predicted model, not a curated record
CUUUCUAAGAGUUUGUCACCCAUUUAAAAAUGAGCACCGCCAAUUAAUCGGUGGAGAAUAACGUUUAUCCUGGUUUGUCGAGUCUCCAGAUUUCAGUGUCGAUCUGGCGGCAGAGGUGAGUUCACUUGAUCACCUGGGGUCCCCUCUCUCUCUCUCUUUCCGUCAGCCAUCCACCACCAAGUCCAAGCAAGUCACGCGCGAAGCCCGAGUGAGCGAGCGAGGCUGCAGACCCUGUAGACCGAGAUAACGGCCAAGGGAGAGCGACUCUCGUCUGCGUCCUCCCCUGGCCGUCUAUCCAUGCAUCCAUCCAUCCAUCCAUCCAUCCAUCUUUUCCGUGGCUAGUAGCCUCGCUCAACGAGCUAGCCGAGCGAAGACAGACCAGAUAAUAGACCUGCCUGCCUAAUGACUAAUGAGUGACGAAUGAGUGACUCGACGACCUGAGACAAAACCAAUGCUGGGUUUGUUUCCCUACACCCAUCGCCAUUCCAAGAACUGCGGCAUCGGUGUCCAGCUAGCUAUUCAAUGUAUUUGUAGGUGGACCUCGAAUCGAGAUGGCGACGUGAAUGGUCAGAAAGCCGAAAGCCAAUCACGUUCGCUCGCAUCAGUUACAUCCAUCAAUCGUGGGCCAACCAAUUGUUGCUUCACGGAUGAUUCAACCUUGAUGGAGACAUCUGUGAUCUCACGGAUUUGAAAUCAAGGUCUCUCUCUCUCUGUCGGUCUUUCGAUCCGUCGGUCUAAGACCGGAAGCCGCACCCAUGCCAUCCAUGAUGUAAAAACUCCAAGUGCCGAGGAACCUAGGGUCAUCGCCGGUCUCCGCCUACCAUGUCUUCCUCAUUGGAGCAUCGCGUGCGGAAACUCGUCCUGUCUGAUGGACGCACUGUACCGGCUCACCUCCUAUCGCGUCCCGCCUCCUCUGUCAAUCGACACGCCUCCGCGUCCCAAUCUCAAUCUGGGUCCCGAACUUGGGCCGUGACUUCCAUCUCGACUCGGGGGUCGCCUGCGGUAGGGAGUGGAAGUGUCGGAGCCGGUGACGGUUCCUCGGAUUAUGGCGUUGCGUAUUCUCGACCCAGGCAUAACUAUAUCAAUGUUGAGCCGGUCAAAGUGGCACGAGCCCCUGGGGGCGUCAUAAUGGCUCCGCCGGUCUCAAGGGCCGUCUCUUCGAAACCCUCCGUCGAUCAACGUCAGGGUGUGACUGCAUCGCCGACGGGACCGACCGUGCCCGCCAUUCCCCAAAGCCAGGAUGUGAAGCAAUUCAUCAAAGAGCCUUCGUACAGUACCGUACUACAAUUACAAAGAGAGCAAAUGAGUUUGCCUCCGGGCACGACUAUCACUACCACGCCCAAGGCUCCCCCGAGCUCUCGACGUCUUAUUGAAGUCAAUCCACAUCCGGUCUACGCCAAUUGCUCCAAUUAUUCCGAGUUGGAUGGGCCCCGUUCGAGCGAUUCCCAAGGCAGUAUGGAUGAUGACCAUGGUCCAAACUACGCGUCUCCUCCUUCUCCCGUGUCUUCUAGUUACUCUGAAUUACGACAAGCCACUAAAUAUCCGCCGGGUUAUCACUUUCGGUUGUUACAGGAGCAACAGCUCCAUCUCCAACAAUCGCAACAACAAAGCACUUACGAUUCCUUGUACGAACCCAUUCAAGGCACAGACUCCGGCCCCAGUUUUGGUGGACCCAAGUCGGAGCGUGAUAUUUACAAGUCGAGUAGCAGUAAUUCUUCCGAAUAUUCGGACUUUUUUGGACCAUGCUUUCAAUGCAAACACAAAAUUAUCGGCGAAGGAUCGGGUUGCUCGGCUAUGGGUCGAAUCUAUCAUCUUCAGUGCUUCACUUGCCAUCACUGUCACAUUCCAUUACAAGGUCAACCCUUCUACGCUUUAGAUGGCAAGCCCUUUUGUCAAGACGGCUACAUGAGUACCCUUGAGAAGUGUUGCAAGUGCAUGUCGCCUAUCUUGGACCGUAUCCUCCGAGCCACGGGCAAGCCGUAUCAUCCGCAUUGUUUCACGUGCCUCGUUUGCCAAAAGUCUUUGGAUGGAGUGCCUUUCACCGUCGACGCGACCAACCAGAUUCAUUGCAUUGAAGACUUCCACCGGCGAUUUGCCCCCAAAUGUUCAGUUUGCCAGCAACCCAUCAUGCCCGAGCCAGGUCAGGAAGAGACGGUGCGAGUCGUGGCACUGGAUCGGAGUUUUCAUGUGAGUUGCUAUCGAUGCGAAGAUUGUGGUAUGAUACUAUCAUCGGAUGAGGAAGGAUCGGGAUGCUACCCUUUAGACGAUCACGUUUUGUGUAAAACAUGCAAUACCCGACGGAUUCAGCAGCUCACUUCGACGUACUAUUAACGAGCGUGUCGACAUUCAUACAUACAGAAACCCGAUUGCUAGCCAUCUUGAACAAACCUAAAAAUAUAUAUUUUUCGCUCGGA